AUGAGGAUGAAAAUGCCACGAGUAAUAACCGGGUUUCUUUUCAUCGGGCUCUUAUUGGCAUGUGACAGAGCGGAGAAGGGCGCUCCUCUCUGUCAGAUUUUGGGGAGUUCAGAGCUUCCUCUGCUGUCUAAAGCAGGAGAUGUGGUGGUCGGGGGUGCUUUCUCUAUUCACAGCAAAAUCACACAACCUCCACUUUCCUUUAGAGAGAAACCAACACCUCUAACUUGUUCCAGCAUCAACCUAAGGGAGUUCAGAUUUGCACAGAUGAUGAUUUUUGCUAUUGAGGAAAUCAAUAAAAGUACAUUUCUUCUUCCUAAUGUUUCUAUUGGAUAUCGGAUUUAUGACAACUGUGCAUCGACACUGACCUCAAUGCAUUCCGCAAUGGCUCUGUUGAAUGGUGAUGAGUGGACAAUGGGACAGAGUUGCUCUGGCCAAGCAGCUGUCCAUGCUAUCAUUGGGGAAUCGGAAUCUUCCUCAACCAUUGUGCUUUCACGCACUACUGGACCAUUUAAAAUACCAGUGAUCAGUCAUUCAGCAACGUGCGAGUGUUUGAGCAACAGGAAGGAGUAUCCUUCUUUCUUUCGAACCAUUGCUAGUGACCUCUAUCAAGGCCGUGCUCUUGUCCAGCUGGUUAAACACUUUGGCUGGACGUGGGUCGGGGCAGUCAACAGUGACAGUGACUAUGGCAACAAUGGCAUGGCCAUCUUCCUGGCUGCUGCCCAGGAGGAAGGAGUGUGUGUGGAAUAUACAGAGAAAUUUAGCCGACACGAACCAGAAAAACUCCUGAAAGUGGUGGAAGUGAUCCUAAAGAGCACUGCUCGGGUUAUUGUCUGCUUCCUGGCUCACGUGGAAAUGAACAAUCUGUUAGAGCAGCUGAGUCGGCUCAACAUCACGGGCCGACAGUUCAUUGGUGUGGAGGCCUGGAUUACCGCUGACAGCCUUGUUACUCCUACAAGUUUUAAUGUGCUGGGAGGCUCACUGGGCUUUGCUGUGCAAAAAGUUAAUAUUAGUGGUCUAGAGGAUUUUUUAGUUAAAGACUUCUGGGAAUCAGACCUCCAAUGCAAUGAGAUGAAUACGGACAGUAUGAUAAAAAUAUGCAAAGAAAACCAGGACUUACUUGAGUUUAGAGGUUAUAAUGAGGAUGUGGCAGAGCUGAGAUACUCAAAUAACAUAUAUCAAGCCAUCUUUGCUGUGGCUCACGCUCUGCACAGCAUCCUGAGAUGCUCAGAAAGUCAAGGGUGCGAUAAAACAUUGGAGGUCAAGCCUUGGGAGGUAGUUGAGGCUCUACAGCAGUUGAAUUUUACAAUGAAUAAUGGAGACCAGGUGUGGUUUGAUCACACAGGAGGAGCUUUUGCGAAGUAUGAAGUGGUGAACUGGCAGCGUGGAUCAGAUGGAUUGAUUCAGUUUAAACCGGUUGGUUACUAUGAUGCUUCUCUGCCUUCUGGACAGAUGUUAGUUCUGAAUACAGAAGCUAUAACGUGGCCUGGAGGAAGCAAGGAGUUGCCUGCUUCAGUGUGCAGUGAAAGCUGUCGACCAGGAACUCAUAAAGUCCUUCAAAAGGGAAAACCCAUCUGCUGCUAUGACUGUAUACCAUGUCCUGUUGGGGAAAUUAGCAACUCAACAGACUCUAAUGACUGCAAAAAGUGUCCUGAGGAAUUUUUAUCCAAUCAGAACAGAGAUGCAUGUGUACUCAAACUUAUUGAGUUCCUCUCAUUCAGUGAGGUCAUGGCUAAAAUCCUUGUGUUUUUCACCUUGUUUGGUUUGCUCCUGACCUUCAUGGUAGCUGCUCUGUUUUUAAUCAAUAAAGACACACCGUUGGUGAAAGCCAACAACUCAGAGCUGAGCUUCCUGCUGCUCUUCUCCUUGUCUUUGUGUUUUUUAUGCUCUCUGACCUUCAUCGGCCAGCCCACAGAGUGGUCCUGCAUGCUGCGUCACACGGCGUUUGGCAUCACCUUUGUCCUCUGCAUUUCCUGUAUUCUCGGGAAAACCAUGGUGGUUUUAAUGGCUUUUAGAGCAACGCUUCCAGGCAGCAAUGUGAUGAAAUGGUUUGGGCCUGCACAGCAGAGACUCACUGUUUUGUUCUUCCCCUUCAUACAGCUCAUAAUUUGCACCCUGUGGUUGAGGAUAAACCCCCCUUUUCCUUUUAAAAAUGGGAGUUACUAUUUGGAGAAGAUAAUUCUGGAAUGUGCUCUGGGGUCAACUGUCGGCUUCUGGGCUGUCUUAGGAUUUAUUGGAUUUCUUGCUUUGUUGUGCUUUGUUCUUGCUUUUCUGGCCAGAAAGUUGCCAGACAGCUUCAACGAAGCCAAAUAUAUUACUUUUAGCAUGUUGAUCUUCUGUGCAGUGUGGCUCACCUUCAUCCCAGCAUAUGUCAGCUCUCCUGGGAAGUUUACUGUUGCCGUGGAGAUUUUUGCUAUUCUGGCAUCAAGUUAUGGAAUACUGUUUUGUAUAUUUGCACCAAAAUGCUUCAUUCUUGUAUUUAAACCUGAAAUGAACACAAGAAAACACAUGCUUGGAAAAGCAUAGUUAAUUCAGCAAAAAAAAAAAGCUAAAUCUGUUCUUAAAAUUGCUUUUCUGUCACGCUGAAAAACUGUGCAGAUCCUGGAAAUGAUUCUGAUUUGACAUAUUUUUAUAAACCAAAUAACUUAAAAGAAUGUGCUCUGGUUUAGGCAGGCAAAUAGGGAUUUAAGAAAAUAUCGAUAUGACAAUAUAUUGUGAUUUUUUUCCCUGCAAUAUUAUAUCGAUCUUCAAAAGCCA
Nothobranchius furzeri (turquoise killifish) is the source of this 2754-nucleotide messenger RNA. RefSeq names its product extracellular calcium-sensing receptor-like. Gene Ontology annotation, molecular function: G protein-coupled receptor activity. The record is from RefSeq and is a predicted model, not a curated record. Gene Ontology annotation, biological process: G protein-coupled receptor signaling pathway. Gene Ontology annotation, cellular component: plasma membrane. NCBI's taxonomy places the organism in Eukaryota, Metazoa, Chordata, Actinopteri, Cyprinodontiformes, Nothobranchiidae.